AUGCUACGCGGCCGCGCCACCAGACCCAAAAAACUCAACGCCAAACAAAAUGUCCAGAUUUUUCGUGAGGAUCAGGUUGAAUCCCUUCCCGAUUACGAUACACAACGUUCUGCGAUAGAAACCGGCGUCGAAAAGGCCGAAGAAUCAGAAUACCAUCUUCAACAGGCCAUCAAAGCGUCUGAGGUUGCCAAAGCAGAUGCAAAGAUUAAAGAUGCAUACAUCCCCACGCCACCUACCAUUGCGAGCGAUGUCAAGUACGACGUCCUCUACCCGAAAGGGUUUCAGCAGCCAGCCACAUACAUCCGCUCAUCAGCCACAGUCGAAGACUGUGCGGGAGUGGCGUAUUGCAUGGACGAAGAGGAUGAGCUUGCUUUGAAAUUGAUCAAUGGCAAGUUGCCUGCUGGUCAGGAAACAUGCAGUGAGGACCAGUUCGAAGUGGUCAUGAACUUUUUCGAGGAGACCGCUCAGGCGAAACAACCUUUCGCUGCUGUCGAUAGUCCUCCCGUCUUACCUUUAGAAGAACUCCAGGACCAGAUUGAUGAUACCGUGCCCUCGUUCGUGAGCAACCUUUCCAGAUUUAUUUACGAACACUGGCGGACGCGGCGAACAGCCACCGGUAAUCGUUCCUUGGCUCCUCGCUUGAAGUUCGAGACUGGUCAGGAGACGGACGACAGCGAUCCAUAUGUUUGCUUCAGACGACGUGAAUUGCGACAAAUCCGAAAGACCAGGAAUCGUGAUGCCCAGAGUGCCGAAAAGCUGCGCAAGCUCCGUAUGGAGCUGGAGACCGCGAGAGGCAUGCUGCUGAUGGUCAAGAGAAGAGAACAGCUUCGUAAAGAAACUCUCGAGAUUGAUCGACUUGUUUUCGAACAGCGACUGGCGCUUCGCGACACUAAGAGAAAGUUGGGCGUCAAGGGGGAUGAGGAUCUCCUCAUCAAUCAAAAGAAGCAGAAGAUCCCUCAAGGCAUGACGCCCAACCAGGCCGCCAUCGCUCAGCAACUCAGAAUGCCCAUGGCACCUGGGCCUGGUCCCGAACUCCGUACUCUCGAGGAUGUUGCUGCCGUCAGAGAACGAGAGAUUCAACGAGAGAUCCAGACGAACAUCGAGAAACAUAUUCGGUGGAAUGAAGGGUUCGUUGACAAGACAAUGGCGCCCCUUACCCCUGAGCUCGAGGACGAUUAUCCUUCGCCUGGGGAACAUUUCCGUGAGGCGAUGGCCGCGACUGAAUAUCUGCCUACACCUCCGGCUAGUAUCUCGGAUGAAGAGUCGCAGGAGUUGCCGAAUGGAACUGAGGUGGUCAUGAAGGAUGUAUCUCGACCUUCGACGCCUUUCCGGUAUGCCAGUCCAGCGGACGAGGAGACCGUCAGUCAUAUGCCUUCCUUUAGGCGGCGAAUAGGUCGUGGUGGACGAAUAUUGAUCGAUCGGAGACUGCCUCGUGCCGGACGAGGUUCAUUGAGAGAAGACGAUCGAUGGAGAUAUGAUUCGCCUGACGAGAACGAUUUCUCUGACGAAGAGCGGACUUUCCCCGACCUGACCUUUGCUCGCAUGUCACAGCGAGCCUACCUCAUCGGCAGUAGUCGACCAUCGGAGAAGACAGCGUUGCUGACAGCCAGAAAGCCGCAGUCCGAUAUCGCCGGUCCCAGUCAUUCUUCACCUGCGGGGCAUACCCAGGCGACCCCUACUCCUUCUUGA
Cladophialophora yegresii CBS 114405 is the source of this 1689-nucleotide messenger RNA. RefSeq lists its product as uncharacterized. NCBI's taxonomy places the organism in Eukaryota, Fungi, Ascomycota, Eurotiomycetes, Chaetothyriales, Herpotrichiellaceae. The transcript has 3 exons. Gene Ontology annotation, cellular component: piccolo histone acetyltransferase complex. Gene Ontology annotation, biological process: regulation of transcription by RNA polymerase II. The coding region runs from base 1 to 1689 and encodes 562 amino acids. The record is from RefSeq and is a predicted model, not a curated record.